UUUAUUUCCAUUAACUGUCUUGUAUGACAAUAUCAAGCACCCCCUGCGGAGCGCUGAUAACGCGCGCGGGGUGAACGAUAACACAUCAGACAACUGCACCUAUUCACUCCUAUCGCGCGACAACCACCGCCACGCGUGGAGUCCUGAGUGAAAACCGAUCUGUGGAAAAUUGGAGAGGAAAUAGUCUUCCCGGGAUCAGCGUGGCCGUAUAGAAUUACGGUGGAGGCCCCUCCCCCUGUCUGGCUCGCUCUUUUUUUCUCAACCUCUCGGUUGGCUUUCCGAGAGGGCUCGAUCCUACUCACGCUCAGAGCGCUGAGAAAUAGCAGGCAGAAGAUGGCUGACUCUACCGGGCACGGUGAGCCCACAGCAGCAGCAGCAUCAACUUCACCGGGGCUUCUCACGCGCCUGCCAUUCGCUGCCACUCCGCAACUCUGAAACGGCCCCGCCUCGCUCCGGGCCCCAAAUAUUGACAGAGAUUUAAAGAAAACAUGGCUGAGAUGGAGAAAGAGGGAAGACCUCCGGAAAACAAGAGGAGCAGAAAGCCAGCUCACCCCGUGAAGAGAGAAAUUAACGCAGAGAUGAAGGUCCCGUCCAAUCGGCCCCUCCCAGGGGCGGGGCAGGCAGGCAAUCUCCAUGGCAACUCGCCCUACUUGAUGAGUUUUGCCGAAAACACCAUGAAUGAGUUGCUUGGAUGGUACGGGUAUGACAAAGUGGAGUUACGAGACUCGGAUGACAUAGAGAUCCGCAACUACCCUGACGGAGAAAUGCGGCAACACGUCUCUGUCCUGAAAGAGAACUCUUUGCCAAAAGCAUCCACAGUGGAGAACAGUAGUGGUUCUCCUCCACACGCCAACAGCUCUGGCUCUACUCCGACAUCACGGAAUGGAGUGAUAGCAGAGGCGUCUGCAAACCCCUCCUCCUCUAAGGAGCACGGAGGCUUGCCAAUCAUAGUGCCCUUAAUCCCGCCCCCUCUGAUCAAAGCACCAGCAGAGGAGGACACCUCUAAUGUUCAGAUAAUGUGUGCGUGGUGUCAGAAGGUGGGAGUGAAGCGUUAUUCUCUCAGUAUGGGCUCUGAACUGAAGAGUUUCUGUAGUGAAAAAUGCUUCGCUGCCUGUCGACGUGCCUACUUCAAACGCAACAAGCUUGGAUAUGUGAGGAAAUUGCAGUUUUUGUCAUGCACACCACAAGAGCCUCCAACCAAAAACCAAAACUCUAAGCCCACCCUGUGCUCGGUGCACCCGGGUGAACUGCUCAAGCUCAACUGCCCACUGCCCGAGGCGGCCGCCAUCGUCUGGACCAAAGACGGCUCCUCACUGGGCCCUGACAACCGCACGCUCAUAGAUCAAGAGUGGUUACAGAUCCGCGACGCCACCCCUAAGGACUCGGGCCUGUAUGCGUGCAGUGCCGCGGGGCUCCCGGGCCAGCGACACACUUUGCUUCAUCGUAAAACGUUACAGCUUAUGUCUUAG
Carassius auratus (goldfish) is the source of this 1469-nucleotide messenger RNA. RefSeq names its product sine oculis-binding protein homolog. The record is from RefSeq and is a predicted model, not a curated record. NCBI's taxonomy places the organism in Eukaryota, Metazoa, Chordata, Actinopteri, Cypriniformes, Cyprinidae. Gene Ontology annotation, biological process: animal organ development. Gene Ontology annotation, cellular component: nucleus. The transcript is spliced from 9 exons. The coding region runs from base 489 to 1469 and encodes 326 amino acids.